Messenger RNA from Sorghum bicolor (sorghum), 1289 nucleotides. Its product is annotated as two-on-two hemoglobin-3. The coding region runs from base 147 to 662 and encodes 171 amino acids. The record is from RefSeq and is a predicted model, not a curated record. The transcript has 4 exons. Gene Ontology annotation, molecular function: oxygen binding; oxygen carrier activity; heme binding. Gene Ontology annotation, biological process: oxygen transport. NCBI's taxonomy places the organism in Eukaryota, Viridiplantae, Streptophyta, Magnoliopsida, Poales, Poaceae.
GUCACACGCGCGCGGCGCGCACACAGUAUAUCACUGCGGUUCCGGCAGAAGUCAACUCAAAAAGCCAACAAGCGCUGCUGCCCCCGCUGCGGUCUCACGGUCACGGGUGGGUGGUUUUGGGGGGAGCAGGACGCAACGCCGGGAGGAUGCAGUCGCUGCAGGACAAGGCGUCGGAGUGGAGCGGCGUGGCGGCCGCCGAUGCCUUCGCCAUCGACGACGUCAACCUAUUCGAGUCCCUCGGCGGCACCCCGCAGCCCUUCGUCGACCUCUCCACCAAUUUCUACACCAGGGUUUUUGAGGACGAAGAGGAGUGGUUCCGGGAGAUAUUCGCGGGGUCGAAGAAGGAGGAUGCCAUCCAGAACCAGUAUGAGUUCCUGAUCCAGCGCAUGGGCGGCCCGCCUCUCUUCUCCCAGAGGAGAGGACACCCUGCCCUUAUAGGACGACAUCGACCAUUCUUGGUUACCCACCGAGCUGCAGAGCGGUGGCUACACCACAUGCAACAAGCUUUGGAUACAACUGAAAGCAUAGAUGUGGACUCAAAAACCAAAAUGAUGAAUUUUUUUAGGCACACUGCUUACUUUCUUGUUGCUGGCAAUGAGAUGACAAGGCAACAGGGCCAUGGAGUAGCCUGCAAACAUGCAACAAGUAAACCAGCUGAGUGACUAUUUUAGCCGUGGAGCUGGUAACCAUUGGAAUAAUUACUGAUAAGCCUUUAUUCCGUAUACAAUGGAGUUCAAACAACCUCCACAUUCAAAGAAACAAUGGCACUGACUCUUUGUAGGCUUUAUAGCCAUUCUUGAGCAGAGAGCGUACUAAAAGUGGAUAGUUGUAGCUCCUUCCAAUACGUUUAUCCUUCUUUGUUUAAUGCAGUAAUACGCAGCUCUCCUGCAUAUUUGAGAAAGUUUAUCCUUCUUUGUCUCUUGUGGAAAGAGUUAUUCACAACAGUACAUGUGAAGAUGUCUCCUUUUCAAAUUUGACUUCACCGUAGCACGGGCUGGUUUGGAUGGCUAUGACAGGUUACCACACCACAUAUGAUGAUAUGAAGCAUGCCACACUUAUUAAAGGCCAUAUUUGUUUAAUUUCCAUAAGUUUCUGAGCUAAAGAAAGUUAUAGCUUAUAUUCAGUUCGCUGCGGGGGGACGGACCAAUGACAUGCAAAAACUUGUUUGGUUCAUUGAAUCCAAAAGAUCAGGCUGAGUAGAGCAUUUGUUUGGUUGGUUUGCACUGACUUUUGCUGUAUUGAACUGCUGUAUUAAACUGAAAUAAAAGACAACUACCAAGAUUUUUUUA